This is a messenger RNA of Eremothecium cymbalariae DBVPG#7215, 2286 nucleotides long. It is a transcript of the gene SWC3, whose product is annotated as Swc3p. The transcript has a single exon. Gene Ontology annotation, cellular component: Swr1 complex. Gene Ontology annotation, molecular function: ATP-dependent H2AZ histone chaperone activity. Bases 1 to 2286 code for a protein of 761 amino acids. NCBI's taxonomy places the organism in Eukaryota, Fungi, Ascomycota, Saccharomycetes, Saccharomycetales, Saccharomycetaceae. The record is from RefSeq and is a predicted model, not a curated record. Gene Ontology annotation, biological process: chromatin remodeling.
AUGAUAAAGUUGGCAAAUGACAAGAUGGUGCGGUUGAGAUCAAGAGCAAAAGUUUCAUCGAAUGAUAUGAUUGAUGCAGCUACACAUGUGGAUGCGAAAACAAGUAGCAGGAAGAAGAAGAGAGCAGUAUAUGAUGAUUCAAAUGACCUUGAUACUUAUGGAUUGGUAGAUGAUGGAAACAGUUCAGGUCGACCAUUUCAAAUAAUCGAGAAGCUGCCUUGUUCUGUGGACCCCCCUAGGUAUGACGUUUUUACCCAUUCAUUGUCAGUUAGGGAUUCUGCAGUUUUGUACAAUUCGUUACUUGCAUCCAGAAGAACGUGGAUCAAAGCAGAAAUGUUCGAGUUAUAUUGGUCGAGGCAAUAUAUGAACAUCAAGGAACGUGAAAGAAUGCUGAAAGAAGGUAUUGGUCCAGAUGAUAUAGAUCAGUCUGCUGCCCGGGAGAAGAUGCAUAAAUUAUGUGAUUGUGUUAUGACUGGAGGACCUCAUACUUUACCAAUUAGGUUGUUUAUAUUGAAGAACGAUGAUAUUGAGCAGAAAUGGCAGGAAAUGCAGGAAUCGAAGAAGAAGGAAAAGGAAAUGAAAAGAAAGAAGGAUGCAGAGGAUAAGGAGAAACGGAAGGAAGAGAAGAAGAAACAGCAGUUGCUCAAGAAGGAGCUGAAGCUCAAGGAGCUUGAAGAAACUAAAAAGGAGAAGGAAAAGAGGAAGAAGUUGCAGCAAGAAGAGCAAGAAAGAAUUAAAAAAGUGAAGAAGGAAUCUAAGAAAUCUACUCAACAUAGCGGAGCCUUCGUUAAGUCGUCAAAACCGAAGGUUGGACAUUCACAGCCUGCACUGACGAAACCCCAGCAGCAGGAAAUUGAUAAUCAGAAGAUGAUUGCCAAUUUAAAUUUAAUGGCUCAGAAGGACCCUGAAUUAAAUAAAUUAAUGAUUUCGGUGGCGAAUGGAGAGGCUCCUUCUGCAGACGUCGAAAAGUUUAAGACAUUCAUUGAAAUGGCCCGUAAAAUGGAUCCUCCUCCGAAUUGGAAACCUAAGUUACUUGGUAAACCGUUGGUCAGGAAGCCCGCGACUAAGAAAGCCUCUGAAGUUGAAUCAAAAGCUACUACAGGUUUAGCCGCGCCACAGAAAAUAUCUUCCACAGAGAAAGUAACUGUAGACUCAAAUUCCCCCUUAUCUUCAAAUCCUUCUCAGAAUGGUUCACGCGGUGAAUCAAGCGCUACUGAUAAAAAUGUGAAUACUGAAGACAAUAGUGAUAACUCUGAAAGUAUUGAGUCUACUAAUAAGCCCGUAAUGAACUUAAAGUCAGCUGAUGAAGAUGUUCAAACUAGUAAAGCUCAGAAAAAGUCAAUAGCUGAUAAAAGUAUAUCUGAAACUAUGAUAAAUGAGGGACUACAGAAAGACAAUGACUUACUAAACAUAGGUGUUACUGAUUCUAACCGUGAGGAUGAAUCUAAGCUCAACGUGGCCGAAAACACGAAAGAAGAGCCAACAGUCAAAAAUAAUGAAGAAGGAGAGAUCAAUGGAAGUCAGCUAACUUCUAGUAUCUCGGAACUUCAAACAAGCAAAAAGAAUGAAUAUGGUGCUCGUGAUUCAAAAAUCCAAGAAGAUUUAGGAGGGCAAAAGUCCAUUGACAAAGACGAUCCAGUUCUGAAAACGGAAUACGCCGAUGGCUUAAAACCCAAGAGAAAAUACAAUAAAAAGAAGAAAGAGCCUGUUGAGGAGGAAGACAAGGAGAUGCAGUUAACUACUUUUCAACAGAAGUAUCUGGAAGAUGCAGAUAUAUUAUUUGAAUAUUUGGAGAAUCCCAAUAUUCGGUUCUUAUUUCCGAAGGAUGCCAUAUUUGAACAGCUAGAAGAUGAAGAAAGUUAUUUAAUGUCUUGGAUUAUAAUCCACAACAAAAGAGAGGUUGAGCAGUUCAAGGCAAGAAAAAUAAGGGAAUUCAACAAGAAUAAAAAAGGCCGAACCUCAAAAGAAGGCGAUGAAAAACUACCAGCUGAUUUUAACAUUUAUGAAGAUCCAAAGUGUCCGCCACCGCUAUAUACUCCAAUGACUGUAACGAUAUCUAACAUACCGAAAAAGUUCACACCCAUAAUAAUGAACAGUAUUAAUCCCACUGAAAAAACUCAGUCGCUUAUGUCAACAAUCAUCAAACGAGGACGGAGACUAACAGGCUAUAAUUUAUGGUUCCAGCUAGAUGCAUACGAUGACAAAGACUUGGCCGAAUCAUUACGUAGUGAAUUAAAGGAAUAUGAACAAGGUUUUAAAUCGAAAAGGCAAAAAAAACAAUUAUAA